This is a messenger RNA of Nematolebias whitei (Rio pearlfish), 915 nucleotides long. RefSeq names its product P2Y purinoceptor 13-like. Lineage: Eukaryota; Metazoa; Chordata; Actinopteri; Cyprinodontiformes; Rivulidae. Gene Ontology annotation, biological process: negative regulation of adenylate cyclase activity; G protein-coupled receptor signaling pathway. The coding region runs from base 1 to 915 and encodes 304 amino acids. The transcript has a single exon. The record is from RefSeq and is a predicted model, not a curated record. Gene Ontology annotation, cellular component: membrane. Gene Ontology annotation, molecular function: G protein-coupled purinergic nucleotide receptor activity.
AUGUUCCCCAUAGCCUUGCUGCUAAAUGUUGUGGCAGCAUGGGUGUCUCUGCACCUGAAGGCUACUUCCACAUUUGUGGUGUACCUGAAAAAUCUCGUAGCUGCUGACAUCAUUGUGACCUUGAUGAUCCCAAUCAAAGCUGGAGCUGACAUGCCAGGUGCAUGGCAGGAUUUAAUUGUUGCUACAUGCCGUUUUUUCUCUGUCGUUUUCUACAAUGCACAGUACACCUGCAUCGCCCUGUUGGGGUGCAUCAGUCUGGACCGCUUCUUUAAGAUCAUGAUGCCCCGAAGCACAUUCUUUGUCCAGAGUUUGACCUUUAGCAAAGUGAUCUCUGGCACAGUCUGGGUGCUUCUGUUCGGAGGUAUAGGUAUACCAAAUUUCCUUUUAACUAACAAACAAGUGGUAAACUUGACAGCAAUCAGCAGUUGCACAACUCUGAAAGGACCUGCGGGAAUACAGUUCCAUAAAAAUUCAACUCUGGCUAUGAAUGUUUUCUUUUGGCUCGUCAGCUUGAUCAUUGUGGUUUGCUACAUCUGCAUCACCAACAAAGUGAUCCAGUCCUACAGAAAGUCCGGCAGCAACAACAACCAGGGCAAGCACAAAAUCAAACUACGUGUUUUUAUAGUUAUAAUUGUGUUUUUCGUGUGUUUUGGUCCAUAUCACUUAAUCAGAAUCCCAUACACUUUUCAACAAGUCAGCUAUUCAGAUACCAAGUGCUCUUAUUUGUAUGAACAUAUGAGUUUUGCCAAAUCACUCAGCCACUGGCUCGCUACGACAAACGUCUGCAUGGACCCGCUCCUUUACGUCUUCCUUUGUCGGGAGUUCAAAGAGAAACUGACGUCAAUGAUGAAAAAUGUGAUCAUCUCGUUUAAAGUUGCCACAGGAAGCAAAUUGAAAGCCCCUUUGCCCCAUUAA